AUGUACGUUCCCCUACCGACGCCUCCGCUAGACACGCUUUCAUGUCUUCUGUUUUCCCCAGACAAUGUGUUAGCAGUAUCCACAUACGACGAAUCUGUGCUUCUAUAUAACUGCCAGGCGUCCGACGGGCUCCGCCCGCAACUCGCGGCCCGGAUUUCUGCGCCCAGCGCCGCGCUCAAAAUGGUGCACACGCGCGCGCGAACUACAUUCGCCGGACUCGCCGACGGGUCUGUGCGGCCGGUUGAUUAUGAGAACAUGAAGAUGGACCUGCCUGUCCUCGCCCCAAAACAAACUCUUUCCGGCGCCAUUAGCGGAUUGCAAUGCAUUCCUAACCAAAAUAACAUUGUCGCUAGUAGUUUGGAUGGCACUCUUUCCAUUUUGGACCCGCGAGCACCGCGCGUGUGCCAUCAGGCGGGUGGCACCAAAAUUCUAGCCAUGGAUACGACUGCAAAGUAUAUUACGGUGGCGCGCGCCGCCCUGAUCGUUGAUAUUUACGACUUCCGCGCGCCCGAUAAACCACUUCAAACUCGUGCUAGCGGUUUGCGUUUUCAAGUGUGCGCCCUCCGCAGUCUUCCAUCGGAAGAAGGGUAUGCGCUCAGUAGCAUAGAUGGCCGGGUAGCAGUAGAGUAUUUUUCUGACGACUUUCAACAAGAGAAAUACGCAUUCAAGUGCCACCGCACGAAAGCAGAUGGCGCAGACAUGGUUCAUGCCGUGACAGAGGUGCUUUUCCAUCCACUUGGUUCCAUGUUCACGUCUGGAGGCGACGGUUGCGUGUGUGUAUGGAACUGGCGCUCGCGCAAACGCAUGAAGCAGUUUCCGCCGCUCCCAGGCACGCCGCACGCUAUUUCGCACAUGGACAUUAGUGCGGACGGCACCACAUUGGCUUUGGGCGCGAGCGACGAUCUGUACAUGCGGCGGGCGGACUUUGACGACCGCACUGCGCUUGAGCCCAGCCGAGUCUUUAUUCGACUUCUAGGCGAAGCUGAGGUUCGUCCACGGACAGAGUGA
Messenger RNA from Clavispora lusitaniae ATCC 42720, 1008 nucleotides. RefSeq names its product Bub3p (gene BUB3). Gene Ontology annotation, molecular function: ubiquitin binding. Gene Ontology annotation, cellular component: nucleoplasm; bub1-bub3 complex; kinetochore. The record is from RefSeq and is a predicted model, not a curated record. Lineage: Eukaryota; Fungi; Ascomycota; Pichiomycetes; Serinales; Metschnikowiaceae. Gene Ontology annotation, biological process: mitotic spindle assembly checkpoint signaling.